GGGGCCGCCGAAGCGAAAGCGAAAGGGAAGAGGGCGAGAAGGGCGUCCCGGCCGGGCCGGUCUCGGGGCCGCGGGGAUGGACUCGGAUGAGGACUCCUUUGUCCAGUGUCCCGUGUCCGUGGGCCCAGAGGGCGGCUGCCCAGAGGAGACUCCUGAGAACAUCCUGCAGGAGAUUGAGCGCUGCAAGGAACUGUGCAAGGCUCUGGAGAAAGACCAUGCCGAGCUACAAGAGGCCAAGGAGGCUCUAGAGCAAAGGACACAAAAGCUGAGGGAAGAGGGAGAGCUGCUCCGUAAAAACCUCGAGCAACAACUGUCUUUAAGCAGAGGUGAAGAGAAAUUCCACCAGAUGGGCAUCGUUUUGGCGAAGGAGGAGGGGAACAAACUGAGGCAGAAGCAAGAGGUGCUGAGAAAGAAACUGGAAGAAGUGAAGAAGAGGGUUCUCUGGACAGAUCCAGUGAAGAUGCUGCCUGCUUUGCCGGAGAAGAAAAUGGUGUUUAAGGGACUUGUGACAAAUGAGGAGGACGCGGACAAGCUGAUGCUCAGCCCGCUGAUCCGCUACCCUCUGCUGGGGGGCUCGGCUCUCAUCACCUUUGAGAAGGAGGAGGUGGCACAGAGGAUUGUGGAACUGAAGGAGCACAUAGUGGAGCUGAGCUACGGGUUGGAGCUGGAGGAGCUGGAGCGGUGCAGAAUGCGAGUGCAGGCAGCGCCGGUGGAUUUGCUGCUGCCAUCUGUCCUGGAGAUUGGGGUGACUUGGAGCAGCAGGAGUAUCCUUCUGUCCGGCCUGCCCAGCCUGAGCAUCCCCGAGGAGACUCUGCUGCUCAGGCUGGAGCUCUUCUUCAGCAAGACGAAGAAUGGGGGUGGCGAGGUGGAGUGUAGCGAGCUCCUGGAUGACUCCAGCCAGGCGGUGCUGACCUUCGUGCACGAUGGAGUGGCCGAGCGGCUAAUCGACAGGGGAUGCAUGCCAGUGCUUAUCGGGAAAGGAAAAUACGAGCUCAAAAUAUCACCAUGCAUGAGUGGAGACAUCACCGGCCUACAGCUCCAGCCCUCGCGCUGCCCGCGCACCGUCCUGCUCACCGGCAUCCCCGACGUGCUGGGCGAGGAGCCCAUGCGGGAUACCCUGGAGAUCCACUUCCAGAAGGCCAGCCACGGCGGGGGAGAGGUGGAUGCGCUGGCCUACGUCCCGGCGGGGUGGCAGGCAGUGGCUGUGUUCACACAGGACAUGGGAUAGCCCGGUGCCCGCAGCGGGAUCCGUGCGGCUGCUGGCCACGGCGGCGAUUAAAGCAUUGUUGGAGAGCACUGUGUCUGUC
Molecule: messenger RNA, 1307 nt
Organism: Cuculus canorus (common cuckoo)
Lineage: Eukaryota; Metazoa; Chordata; Aves; Cuculiformes; Cuculidae
Gene: IFI35
Product: interferon induced protein 35
Exons: 9
Coding region: 77-1228 (383 amino acids)
Cellular component (GO): nucleus
Source: RefSeq, a predicted model, not a curated record